Molecule: messenger RNA, 3797 nt
Organism: Amphiprion ocellaris (clown anemonefish)
Lineage: Eukaryota; Metazoa; Chordata; Actinopteri; Pomacentridae
Exons: 2
Coding region: 2817-3797 (326 amino acids)
Source: RefSeq, a predicted model, not a curated record
UACCCACACAUUAUUGUACAUCACAUGAUGAAAAAUAGUUUUAGGUUCUUUACAGAAACUAGUUUUAACCAGUGCUUUUAAAUGGUCUCAUUUACUCACUUAAAUGCAACUUAAAACAAUGAAACAAUGACAGUAGAUGGAGUUAGCUUACACGGUGACCAAGCUAGACUAAUAUGUUUUACUCCACACUACUCCACGUUAAUCAUGAACUCUAUGUAAAAAAGAUUCACUAAAAGUGUUUAAAGAUGAAACAAAGACGGUUACAAUCCUGUAACCGUCCCCCACCUCCCCUCCCCCCAACUAUGGCGGGCGACGAGCGGCACAUGAAGGCCAAUGCCAUGUCUACCAAACAACUUCUAUGCAUUACAACGCCUCUUUUUACAUCAUGAAAAAUAGCUAAAAGCAGUAAAAAUAAAUGAUAGAACAACACCCUGCAACAAAAUACAAUAUAAGUAUCGAAAGUCACUAUAUUCGACAAUCGCCCCCAACCUGCCAAGUUGGUUUAGCUACAUACAAGAUAGCAGAAUGUAAAGACAUAACGACUUACCUUUAAGUGUGGCGGUUGUAAUUUCAUCCAGUGUAUCCAUAGCUUGACUUCACUUGAAUCCACAAACUGGAACUCACCAAACAAUCCUGAAAACAGCAGCAGUUUGCGUUGCUUGCCCAUAUGCAUGUUCCACUCGGCGCUCUUCUCGUUUUUUUCGGUAACGGUCUUCUCCUCCGGGCGCGCAGUACAUUGGACUAUACCAUCUUCUCCAGAAAGGCGGGUGGGGGGGGGAUGUCAUCAGCCGAAAAAAAUACUUUGCAUUUCCCCAAGUAAAUUUUAAUGAGUAAGACUGUUUAAUUAGAUUACAGUCAAUAUUUAUCUACGUACACAUGUCAUGUAGGGUAUGAUUAUUUAUCGCAGGCACACAAUUAUGAUAAGAAGCCCGUCUUACCCCCUAAUGGACUAAACCAUAUAAUCUUGGGUUCACGGGAAAAAACGCGGUUCAUCAUGGGACAAAAAGCCGGGCAGCUUAGUUCAGACAAGGGUACAGAAAAUGAUUUGGCGCUGUGUUAUUUGCUUUGUUUUUGUGGGUCUAACCCUCAAAUCUUUACUGAGUCAUAUUAAUUCUGCACAUAGCCGUAGUCCAGAUUUUCGUGUCAUUUGCGGGAUUGAUGGUUGUGUCAAAGAGUAUCGAGUUUACAACUCUCUUUGGUAUCACAUUCGAAGAAGCCACUCUGAACACCUUGACAAUGGAAGCAGCAGCAGAUCACGGAGCGGGAGGACACUGACAUCAAAACGGUAAGGCUGUUACUGUUACUAUUAUUAUUUUAUUCAUCUGUCAAAUAUUCUUAAAACAUGUGGAAAAAUAUAAAAUAUGUAUGUGAAUAUUACAAUACUACAUAUGAUAAUAUCUAAAAAACAGAGUAAAUCAUUUAUUGCUUAUUCAUCCUAGCCUUGAAUUGUUAGAUACUUUUUCGGAUUUAGUAGCAGACUAGCAUGUGUCUGUAUGGGAUUGGAUAGUAAGACAACAAAUCACAAACAGCUAAGGAGGACUUUUAGCUCACGUUAGUUUAGAAAUCAUACGUUCAACCCCAACCAGCAGUAAAACUGUGACUUCAGUUUACAUUUACUAUAAUUUAUUUUCCCCCAUGUCACACACAUAUUUCCUGUGAACAAAAGCCGUGCGAGCAGCUGUUUGUCCUUCUAAAAAUACAAUAUAGAGCGUCCAGUUCGUUCAUUUCCGUUCUGAUGGCGGCUGCCAUAUUUGUUUACAAAGAUGCUUCAGUGGUGCUGCCCUGUCAAUCACCACAUAAAGCCCGCCUCAUUUCAAAUAAACGACUGUCAUUUGCUACUGGGCAAAUACACAAAACUCAGGAAAAAAAAACAGGAUCACUUAAAAGAUUGUUUUUUAACUGUUUCACUCAAAAUCAAAUCUGACAAAUGUAUUUCACAAUAAUUAAAUAUCUAAAUGUUGUAGACAUGACUUGACUGUCUAUUACAAAAACACAUAAUAUUUAUUUCUUACUUGAAUCUUUACAAAUCCUGUCCAAAAAUAUUUGAAUGUUAGGUUAAAGUGAUGGAAUUUUGCAAAUGUGGAUCUUACAGGGUAAAUGAACUGAAACCUGAUAAUAUUGACAUUUUUUCCUUGAAAAAUGAAAAUACGCAAAAUACUUUACAGUUAAUUUUCUUUUUCUCAUCUAAUCAAUUAUUCAAUUCAUCCUAAUUGCAGUUCUACAAGAAGGGAGCCCCCAUCAGUGGCAGACAGAAACACCAGCAACAUUUGGACAUGCAGGCCUGCUGAUUCAGUGGUGGAAAACAGACACCAACUAACAGAGUGUACAACAUUGGAGAACAGAGGCCAACCAAUGACGGAUGCAGCGGUGGACAACAGAGUACAGUCAGUGGAAGAUGCAACGAUGGAGGAUAACAGAGUGCAACCCUAUCCGGAAUGUGACGAUCCUGAACAUUUUGGAACUUUUGAUAGUAAUGUGUCAUUGUACUCCGGUUUCGACAAUGGUCUCCAUACAUCUCCAAAGCACCCUGCACUGUCCCAGACCAAUGACGAUAUUCUGAACAUCCCGGCGGCUUGUCCAAGUGAGCUUGCAGAUGGCUACCCAUCUGGCCAACCUAAGGCAAGUCUACUGAUAGUUUUCUUCAAUGCACAAUAACAUGCAAUUAAGUAAGUACAUACCUAUAUUUAUUUCCCCCUUUUUCCCUGAAGGAUGUCCAAUGCUGCAAUGUUCUGACAAGACAAGCUACUGCUAUUGUGCUGACUGCCAGAGAAAAACACCAUCUUUCACAGAGUGGUGUAAAUGAUGUCUUAGUGGCAAUGCAGCAGUACCAAGCUCUCUUGGUGAAAAAUCUGAGAAGUCAGCUGCAAACAGUCUUCCAGCAACAUCAAGGAAGUGGACUUGAAAAGGAAGCUAUGGAAGUAUUUGACCAGAUCGAGGACCCAUUUGCCUCUGUUUCAACAACGUACAGGCAGGAUAGUGUGAUUAAGGAGAAUUUCAAUUUUGUUGAGUCACAGGAGAUUUCUGUUGGGUAUAAAGCUUGCAUGGUGAAAAAAGGGAGAAAAAGACACCUUGCUACAGUGCCCAAAUGUUUUCAUUAUAUACCCCUUAUCAGAAGUUUGGAACAGUUACUAUCCCAUCCAAAGGUUUUGGCAAUGAUAGAUGAGCCACAGAAAUACAGUGGUGCGUAUUUGUAUGACAUCAGUGAUGGCGAUCUCAUGAAGUCACAUUCUUUAUUUUCUGUUCGACCUUCUGCUUUACAGAUAAUCCUUUACUCUGAUGAAAUUGAAAUUUGCAAUCCACUUGGGUCUCAUGCCUCCAAAAAUAAGUUGCUAAUGUUUUAUUAUACUUUGGGGAAUAUUAAUCCUAAAUAUCGAUCAAAACUAGCUGCCAUUCGCCUACUUGCCAUUGCCAAAAAGAGUGAGCUCUCUGAAUGUGGUGUAGAUGGAAUCUUGGGAAGGUUGCAUGAGGAUUUAGUAAUGCUAUAUGAUGGAGUUACAAUUCAAACAGGGAAUGGUGAACGUGAAAUAUUUGGAGCAUUGGUUUCAAUAUGUGGUGACACUUUGGCUCAGCAUGAGGUUUGUGGAUUUAAAGAGGGUGUUGGUUUUGCUUAUAGUAAAUGCCGGCAGUGUGAAUGUUCAUUUGAGGACAUGCAAAUCCAUUUCGAUGAGGAUAACUUUGAGGGAAGGACAAUAGAGAGACAUGUCCGGCAGUGUAGCAACAUUGAGAAGGCCAGCACAGAAUAUCUCAGAAACAGCUUAAAAAAACAUAUGGUAUCAAUAGAAGAAGCAAGCUGGUAG